This is a messenger RNA of Epinephelus fuscoguttatus (brown-marbled grouper), 6262 nucleotides long. It is a transcript of the gene paplna, whose product is annotated as papilin a, proteoglycan-like sulfated glycoprotein. The record is from RefSeq and is a predicted model, not a curated record. Lineage: Eukaryota; Metazoa; Chordata; Actinopteri; Perciformes; Serranidae. Gene Ontology annotation, molecular function: serine-type endopeptidase inhibitor activity; metalloendopeptidase activity. Gene Ontology annotation, cellular component: extracellular matrix. Gene Ontology annotation, biological process: extracellular matrix organization.
GCGCUGAUGACGCCGCGGAGGAGGUUCAACAGACAGGACUUUCUCUCUUCUUCUCCUUCUUCUACUCGGUCUCCUGUUGGCAGACAGACAGAGAGAGUGAGACAGACAGGGAGAGAGACAGACAAAGGGCUCCAGCCAGAUAGCCCUCCUCAUAUAUCCAGGACACCGCAGCUUUUUCAGACGCAACUUCAAGUCAAAGCUCGCGGAGAGAAAACAGCUGUCAGUCCCGCUGCGCCCUGCACGGUCCUCCGAGAGGAUCCACCGGCGGUUUGGGACCCAAAGAAACCGCGUUUAAAGCCACUGAUCAGGGGAACAAUGAAGAUGCUCCUGCCUCUGGUAAUCCUUCAGCUGCUCUUGGCUCCAGCGCUCAUGGUGCCCAGUGUGGAUCGCUGGGACACGUGGGGUCCUUACGGAGAAUGCAGCCGGAGCUGUGGUGGCGGUGUGACCAUGAGAACCAGACGCUGUAUCACACACAGGGCUGACGGAGGACACAACUGUGUUGGACCAGAGAAGUCUUACCGCACCUGCAACAUCCAGGACUGUCCCGAGGGAUCCAAGGAUUUCCGUGAGGAGCAGUGCUCCGCGUUUGAUGGGACUGACUUCCAGGGAAAACUCUACAAGUGGCUCCCUUAUUAUGGAGCUGAGAACCCCUGUGAGCUGAACUGCAUUCCAAGAGGAGAAAACUUUUUCUAUCGUCACCGCAGCUCUGUGGUCGAUGGUACGCCCUGUCACCCAGGACGCAGGGACGUUUGUGUGGAGGGAGUCUGCAAGCGUCUGGGCUGUGACAACAUGCUGGAGUCCCCUCAGCAGGAGGACCCCUGCCUGCAGUGUGGGGGGAACGGACAGUCGUGCUACCAGGUCAAGAACAGCUUCUCUCUCCGCGAUCUGCCAACUGGCUACAACCAGAUGUUCAUCAUCCCCGUUGGAGCCACAACUAUCAGCAUCAGAGAAACAGUGGCCACACGCAACUACCUGGCUAUCAAGAACCUGCGUGGGGAAUACUACCUCAAUGGCCACUGGGUAAUUGAGUUUUCCAGGGCGACACCCAUCGCUGGAACGAUGCUGUACUACCAGAGAGGAGCUGAGGGCGACAACGUCCCUGAAACCAUCAUCGGCAGAGGCCCCACCACUGAACCCCUCGUUGUUGAGCUGAUCAGCCAGGAGCCAAACCAAGGUGUGGACUACGAAUUCUAUCUUCCCAAUGGACGCUCCAGACAGGGCUACUUCUGGAGUUCUGGAUCCUGGUCUGUCUGCAGCAGAGAGUGUGGAUCAGGCUACCAGUCUCGUCUGGUCUUCUGCACCAUUGAUAACGAGGCUUACCCCGACUAUCUGUGUGCAUCUCUGGCGAGACCACAGACCAACCGUACAUGCAACCCCCAGGCAUGCCCACAGACCCGCAGCUGGAAAACCGGAGAGUGGAACACCUGCUCGGUGACCUGUGGUGGAGGCUCUCAGGUGCGCAGCGUGCAGUGCAUCUCCCACGAUGCUGCUGGCCCCCGCGUGGUGGAGGAUGCCAUGUGUGCUGCCUACACAGAAGCACCACCCUCACUGCAGACCUGCAACAUGCAAAUGUGUGCAGAGUAUCAAGUGUCUAGGUGGAGCGCGUGCUCAGUGACCUGCGGUACAGGCCAGCAGACCAGGGACGUCACCUGUGUCGGUACAGGAGGAAUGAGGCUGGAGGAAACUUCCUGCAGCAAUCUGGUCCGCCCCACUGCCACCCGCUCCUGUGAGAUGGCAGCCUGCCUGAGACAGAUCAGCUGGCACGUUGGAGACUGGGGACUGUGCACUAAGAGCUGUGGCUCCGGCACACGAGAGCGGCAGGUGAUCUGCUCAGACCAAGACAGGAACCUGUACCCUGCGAGAGAGUGUAAUGUCAAUCCUAAACCCUCCACCACGGAGCGCUGCAACACCCAGUCCUGCUACAGCCCACAAUCGGUUCCCAGCGUCCAGGACACACGAGGAUACGACAACACACAUACUGUUUUCCAGCCCUACGUGCCGGACCACUCAACAGCCCGCAGGCCUGAGACGGAUCUGACCCAGACGAACACAGUCUACGACCCUCACGGCUCCGCCCCUGCCCUCCACUGCAGCCAGUCCUAUUAUGGCUGCUGCCCAGAUGGACGCACUUCAGCCGGGGGCCCCCAGGGUCUGGGCUGCCCAUAUGCCCCAGCUCCCACUCCUGUCCGGCCACAAUGCGUCCAGACCAGUUAUGGCUGCUGCCGAGACGGAGUGACGGCUGCUCAGGGCCCCAACAGGGAGGGCUGCGUGGAGUAUGUGGCCCCUGCACCCACUGCUGCUUCUUCUCUUCCCACUGAGAAUGCAGCACAGUGCAAACUCACCACCUACGGGUGCUGUUAUGACCGCACCACACCUGCAGAUGGACCCAAUGGGGAGGGCUGCCCUGACCCACCCAACAACAUUGAGCGCUCCAUCUGCUCCCUGCCUCGUGCCGCCGGCUCCUGCAGCAUCUGGAUAUCACGCUACCACUACGAUGUCAUCACCUCCAAGUGCGUGCACUUCUGGUACGGAAGUUGCCACGGCAACAGCAACAACUUCAUGAACCGGGCUGAGUGCCAGAGGGCGUGCAGGCAGGGGAGCCAGCAGGGCCCUGCACCCGUCGCUCCUGCCGCACAGCCAACUCCUAGAAGAGAACCCACCUCCAGACGGACCUCAUCUGGAGGAGGAUCCAGAGCAGGUGGAUCCACCUCUGGAGGGUCGACAGGUGGAGGGUCACGCAACAUGGGGAGGAUUUUCACAGUCCAGGGAGGCUCGAACAGCGGCACAGGCAGACAGGCCACAAGCGCCGCCACACACGCACACAGAGCUAGAGUGUACCUCCACACACGCCGGCCUGCCUCUGGUACUGCUGCACAGCACACAGGCCCAGCAGCGAGUCUGACCUUAGGAGGAGUGACCAUUGAUAAGACCGACCCGUCCAUGGUGGAGGCUUUAGUGGGCCAGACAGUUGUGCUGCCCUGCAGAGUCAGCCCGCCGCCGUCCUCCACUGUCAUCGUGGAGUGGAGAAGAGAUGGCAUCCCUUUGUCUACUCACAGGCAUCACCAGCAGCCCAACGGUUCUCUGUUGGUCGGUCCUCUCACUAAGCUGGAUUCUGGGUGGUUCUUGUGCGUGGCGACUCGGGAACAGGAGAGAGAUCACCGCUACAUUUACCUGUCUGUCACAGAGGGAUCAUCUCAGCCGGUUCCUACCUCACUGCCCAGAGAUGGUCCUUUCCCUCGGUUCAGUAUCGAGCGGUCGAGCUCCUCUUUGCUGGAAAUGCGAGCCGGACAAACUGCCAGACUGUCCUGCACGAUCGUCCCUCCAUCAGCUCUUCAGUCUGUCAGCAUUCAGUGGACUAAAGACGGACAGAUCCUCAGUGACCCCAGGUUUACCCAGAACUCAGAUGGCGCGCUGACCAUCGGCUCCCUGACGUCUGCCGACUCUGGUGUUUACACGUGCACAGCCUCCAGUCAGCAACAGCUGGAGCAGAGGCAGCUGCAGCUCAGAGUCCAAGCCGACCUGAAGAUCACCACAGCUCCUAAUAACAUCCAGGUGGCUGAAGGCAGCACAGCUCUGCUCCCCUGUGUGGUGUCAGGAGACAACGUCAACAUACGCUGGUCCAGGAAUGGUGUACCAGUGCGUCCAGACGGUCGUGACAUCCUAUUGUCCUCUGACGGCAGCCUGAUCCUGAAUAACGUAAAGCCUUCAGACGAGGGAACAUAUACCUGUAACGCUUACACAGGCAUCUACUCUGUGAGCGCAACGGCUGAAGUUAAAAUCACUAAAGACACGCAUCAAGGUGUUGAUGUUCCUCCAGAAUGUGUGGACCAGCCCGAGCUUGCCAACUGCGAGCUAAUCGUUUACGCCCGACUUUGCUCCAACUCGUACUACUCCAGCUUCUGCUGUGCCAGCUGUACCAGGCAUUCACAGAGGAACGACAGGUUUGGUCGGCUAGGCUGAGGCCGCAGAGGGUUUUAAAAACUGUGGGACGGGAGGGAGAGGGAUACAGGAGGGAGGGAUAGUGAUUGAAACAUUGAAGCUGUUUUCGGAGGACUGCAUUUUGAAAACCUUCCAACACUGAACUUUUGCCAAAAGGACUCGAAACACUUAAAUCUGACCAGGUUGUGCAGAAUCACAAUUCAAGACUGAAAUAAGGGGUCGAUUACAGUAGAUGUAGGUAAAUCUGAGUUCAGGGAGUCUGUUUGAACACUGCUGCAUUAAACACUGAAUAUAUGAAUACUUUAAAGGUUCUGUAUGUAACUUGUGACACGUAUUAAUCACAUUUUAUUGCUCAUUGGAUAAUGAACGUUAACAUUAACUUAGAACUUAGAAACUGAGACCUUCCCCAACUUUCUUGGUUGCCUCUGACCACCUGUGGACUGAUUUCUAUGUAAAAGUCUUAAGAAGAAUUUUCCUGGAAAAUCCAAAAGAUGUGACGUUUAUGCUGCGUUCACACCAGUCAGGCAGACGGAAGACUGAACAGCUUUUGGAUGGCAUGGGAAAAACAAACAGUCUGUCGAAAUGGCAGGACGCAGGCUGUGAACGCAGCAUUGUGUGCGCUCCAAAGUGUCUUGUCUCUACAGCUCUAACAGUGUGCAGCAGUAGCUAAUGUUAGAUUAAAAUUGGUGUCGACAAACACCAUAAAUCCUCGAGGAAACACUGACGUGAAAUAUAUUGUGAUAUUGUGGUUUUAGCUAGCUAAUGUUAGCUAACAUUACCUUGCUCGCUAAGGAAGGCGAUUUGCGAGCUAGCUAACGUAGCACAGUGCUGUACUGAGUAGAUAAACUCAGCUUAUUCAUCCAAACUCCCAGGGCUGGUUUUCAAAUUACUUUAUUAGCCAAUGUUAUGAAGCAACCAAUGGCAGAUCCAGUGCAGCUAAGUUGCAGCUAGCUGGGCUGUCGAACGAGCUAACCAUAACCAAAGCUAAGGUUAGCCGGCUAGCCGUAAAUGAGCAGGGAGGCAAGGAUAAGCCAUUGGUUGCCUCAAAAUGUCAGCUCCAUCCAUUUCCAUCCAUCCAUCUAUUUCCAUCCAUCCAUCCAUCCAUUUCCAUCCAUUUCCAUCCAUCCACAUAUCCGGGGCUGGGUCGCUUGGGCAGCAGGCCAAGCAAAGCAACCCACAUGACCCUCUCCUGAGUGACACUUUCCAGCUCCUCCUGGGGGACCCCAGGGUGUUCCCAGGCCAUAUGAGAUAUGUAAUCCCUCCAGCGUGUUCUGGGUCUGCCCCGGGGCCUCCUGCAGUGGGACGUGCCCAGAACACCUCUAACAGGAGGCAUCCUAACGUCAGCUGAUAAAGUAAUUUGUAGCCUACAAAGCAAGAAUUCUGGAGAAUUUUUCCGUGAAAAUCCAAACGAUGUGACCUUUACGUGCGCUCCUGAGUGCCUUACUUUUCUUCAGCUCCCCUACAGCACCAAUAGUGUCCAAUUAACGUUAGCUCAGAAACGAUGUCCCCUAACAUUAACAAACAAUAAAUAUCCUAGAGGAAACACUGACGUUGGGGUUGAAGCUACUUAGUAUCAGGGAGUCAGUGGUCCUGAUUUGGUCCACAUUUGGAAAUGCUCACUCCAAACACCGUAGCGUACUCAGGCGAAAGCCGGACCGCUUGAAAUUCGGAGCACUGUUGGAAUGUACUGUUUGGUUAUUCAGAGCACCACACUCUCAGAGCGCCAAGCAAAGUCAAUGUGUGAUUAACUUAACCGUUCAUUUAUUUAUGUAGAAAUAGAAUGCUCUGUUUCUUCAACCAACAGGGCUCUCAUUUUAAUGUAGAGCGUCAAAUUAGAUUUACGAACAAACCCUAAAUGUUUAUUUUCCAGCCCUCUGUCAACAUGAUGAUCUCAAUCAGGUUCAGUCUCUUGUUUGUGAUGUCAUUGUUUUGGUCAAUGCUCAGGCAACAGGUUGCUGACACAGUUCGCUUAACAGCCUCAGAGAGCAGUGUCACGAAAAACAAGGAUUUAGGGAACGUUACAUACAGAACCUUUAAAACAGACCUUAAAAUUAUACAUGUAAACCUGUAAAGUCCUUUAAAUGUGAUGAAGCAAAAGUUUCUUUGUUGUUUUCCCUCUGCCACAUCUUUAAUAUAAGUUAUUUACUCUCUGGACCUCCUGUACAUGUUCUCUGUUUUCUAGAGGAUUAUCUUACUGUCAGGUCAUGAAAAGGAUUUAACAUGUAAAUCCAGUGAAACGGUCCCGUCUCUGCUGUGCUGUUUUGACCACUGCUCUUUUUUUAAAUCAAUAUUUUUUGGCAUCUCACUGAUAAAGGGUUGUAUU